CCGGGGCGGUGGCCCGCCUGGCAGAGGAGGCAGCUGUGUGCACCAGGAUGCGGGCACAGGUGUGGCGCCCAGGGGAGGGCUGGUCUCCCGGGUGACUAGGGCAGUCAGGCAUCUGCUGGGUCUCCCGGCGGGACACCCAGAGGCCGGAGGGCGCGGAGAGGAGGUGGUGCAGGCAUGGCGCGCUCGCUGCGGCCCAUGGCCCUGCUGGUGAUGCUGGCCCUGCUGGAGGGGCUGCCGGCGGCCCGGGACCCCCAGGAACCGGACAUAUUCUGUGGAGCGUGCAGAGCGCUGAUGGACGAAGUGGAGUACGACGUCACCAAGGCUCGGCAGGAGAAGACCAAGGUGGGCUCCUUCCGAAUGAAUCCUGACGGGACGCAGGAGAGGAGAAAGAUCCCCUUAGCCCAGUCGGAGGCAUUCCUCACAGACCUCCUGGACAAAGUGUGCGAGCGGAUGAAUGACUACAGACUCGAAGAAGACCCCGUGACGAAGGAGAAGAGUUUCAAGAGAUUUGCUCCGAGGAAAGGAGACAAAAUAUACAAAGAAUUUAAAAAAUUCUAUUUUUAUUCAGAUGCUUACAGACCUUUGAAAUUCGCGUGUGAGACUAUAAUAGAAGAGUUCGAAGAUGAAAUAUUUUCACUUAUCACCCAGGAGGCACACCACCUCGCUGACACGCUGUGCGGUGGAAAGUCAGGUCUGUGUGAAACUUCCACUAACCACACUGAACUCUAGGAAUCACGGUGCUACUAGCAGAGAGGAGUCAUGUCGCGGCCCCCAAGGUCAAUGUCUGCGUUUCUGUCUUCAUGUUUCUCCACGAGAAGAAACUAUGUGUCUCUUUUUCAUACUGCAGGGUCUCCUGUUUGAUAUUUUAUUGAAAAUCUCUUCUUUGGCAUCAUGACAAGUCCCACUUCUUUCUCCAGGUGCAGUUGAGGAGUACAUGAAGCAAAUUACCUGUGUGGAUUUUGAUAUUUACAAACAGUCUUGGCAGGAAAGCAUUUAGUAAUAGGACAAAUGUGAAGACAUUUCAUAAAUGAAAUAAGGAUUUAAUAACACGUACUGCAUAGUUCAUGCACAUAUACAAGUAUAGUGUCCUGUUUGAUAAGGACUUGAUUUGAUUUCAUAAGUACUUGAUUAGUCAUGAAAUUAAGAAAAUACAUUGCAAAAUUCCAGGCUAAUUUUUCUGGACUGUAUGGCUAUCACCAAAAGAAAUGAAUUCACUUUAUGUCAGGAAUGAAAUUUAAAUUUCUAGAAACGUUAAGUUUAAAUACUAAUUCCUAAAAUUUAACCAAAUGCAUAGAAAGCAGUGAACACUUUUAUAGUGAACAAUUUUAUUGGCCUUUCUAAUGCAUGCAUUCUGAAUUGAAAUGAUUUAGAAAGUUGAUUUAUUAUUCGUGUAUUUAUUAUCAUGUAUUCUUACAGGCUGACACCAAUGGACUCGUUUAUUUUGGUGCAAACUCUCCUGUCAUGCUUUGUUUUUAAAGAUUUUCACCUAAUAUUUAGCAUGUAGAUUUUACUACUAACCAACUAUUUUUCUGUCUAUGGAUGUUUUUGUAGGUGUGGAGAUGAAAGGAGAGAUGGAAACUUACAGAAAAUUGCCUUUUGACCACCUUAAUAAUGGUGUGUAGUGAUCUCACUCUUAGAGAUUUCAUUGUCUUGGGGAUCUCAUUUCUUGGAGAUUUCAACAGAGAUUAUUGUCUCUGUUGAAUUUACAUUUAGUGGAAUAAAACUUUAAUUGUUUAAAAUGUCAGGGCAUGCUUCAUACACACAUGUUUUAAAGAAGAAAUUCUCGUUGCUAUCUCUGAGAAAUUUACGAAGUGGCUUGAUGUUCCGCCUCCAAAAGCAGAAAGUAUUUGCCGUGUGUUACAAGGUUACCUAGAAAGCGCAUUACUUACACCGUUCAACUGACGCUUAGGGAGAAAACAAUUUGUAAGUUUAGAAAAAUUUGCCACCAUGGAGAGAAAGAAGUUCCCUUUCUCCGUCUCCCACCUCAGCUUGUGUUAAAGUCAGGCUUCUGUGUUAAUGUCAUUCAUUCACUGAGAAAGUUUCUGAUUUUUUAGCUGAUUCAGUAGUGUGGCGCCUACAUAUUAUAACCCGAUGAGUCUGCACUGCCUGCAACUGACAAAAAAUGGAAACGGGAUUUAAGAAUCAUUAGCCUCAUUUUUCAGGACGGUAGGAAAACUGGGACUUAAAACAUAGUGCCUAAACCUUUAGUAAACUUACCUAUUUAAGUUUCGUUUCGCAUAUCAGAUAAUAAGCCGUAAACAUUUUCCUACCUUUGGCUUCCUUGGUAAGCACACUGAACUAUUUCUUCACGGGAACACAACAGAGACACUGGCUUGAAGUCCCCGUUCAAACCAUAACACUUGUGUCGGUGACAACCCCCCACAUACAUACAGUGCUCUUGCCAGUCGUAGAAUUUAAGGGAAUGUGGGCUUUGGUUUCCACCCUGAGUGACUGUGGGGAGGUCUGCCUUCACUCCAUUGAUGGUGUUUCUCAUGGAUGUUGGUGCUUCCACUGUGACAAGAACCACACACCUCGCCUCGGAUGGUGAAUAUCUCAAGGUUUUGCUCAAUAUGGCUAUUCAGUUUUUUCUUAUUUCCUAGUAAAAAUAAUCUUGUCUCUUAGCAAGAUUUUCAGUAUCUCAUGACUUAGAUAUUUUGCUUUCCAGAUCAAACUUGU
Molecule: messenger RNA, 2676 nt
Organism: Dama dama (fallow deer)
Lineage: Eukaryota; Metazoa; Chordata; Mammalia; Artiodactyla; Cervidae
Gene: CNPY1
Product: canopy FGF signaling regulator 1
Exons: 5
Coding region: 175-729 (184 amino acids)
Cellular component (GO): endoplasmic reticulum
Source: RefSeq, a predicted model, not a curated record